AUGGCUGUCCCAGGAUACAGGCUGGGUGUUGAUGUUGGAGGGACCUUUACCGACGUCUGCGUCAUUACCCCCACUGGAGAGGCUAUCCGCACAAAAGUCCCCACCAACGUCCACGACCAGUCGAUUGGCGUGCACGAGGGCGUGCAGCAGGCCCGCAAGAUACUAAAAGACAGGCACGGCUGGGACGGUAGCUUUGAAUACAUCCACCACGGCACCACGACCGCCACCAAUGCCGUCCUCGAGGGCAAGGGCGCCAAGUGCGGCCUGGUCGUCACAAAGGGCCACAAGGACAUCCUCGCCGUCAGGCGGAGCCACAUACCAGGUGGGCUCGGCGCCUGGAUGAACUACCACCAACCCGAGCCCCUCGUACCUCUGGAGAGAACAGUCGAAGCCAAGGAGCGCAUCAAGAUUGACGGCAGCGUCUAUUCCGAGUUUGACGAAGAGCGCUUUCGAGAGGAUCUGCAGGACCUCAAGCAGCAAGAGCCACAGGCAAUUGCCGUGUCGCUGCUCAACUCCUUCGCCAACAACACCCAUGAAAAGCGGAUCAAGUCUAUUCUAAGUGAAGAAUUUGGCCCGCACAUCGAGAUUGUCACGUCAACCGACGUCCUCCCAGAAAUACAAGAAUACGAGCGCACCGCCACAACGACCGCCAAUGCAAUAGUCAAGCCGAUAGUCAAAACAUAUAUGCAGAAUCUCCAAAAGAAGCUUUCCAACGACACCGAUACCAUUCGUAUACUAAAGUCUGAUGGGGACCUGACUUCGCUGCAGCUGGCGGGCGAAACGCCUGUGCGAAUCCUCAUGAGUGGCCCAGCCGGUGGCGUCAAGGCCGUCUCGCAUCUAGUUUCCAAACAGACACCUUACAAGAACCUGAUUACUUUUGACAUGGGCGGCACAAGUACUGACUGCGCUCUGCUCUCGGGAGGCAACGCCAUCAUCCGACAGGAGACUGAAGUCGGCCAUUUGUCAGUGCGCGCACCAUCCGUCGAUGUGAAUACGGUCGGGGCCGGAGGCGGCUCUAUUGCUGUAUACAACGACUUCACCAAGAGUCUACGUGUGGGGCCAGAAUCUAGUGGUGCAACGCCGGGACCUGCCGCUUAUGGAAAAGGCGGCACCCAAGCAACCGUUACGGAUGCCAACUUGGCCUUGGGGAGACUUCCGUCCAAGCUGCUCGGCGGCAAAUUCGAACUCGACGUUGCCGCCUCCACUGCAGCAGUCGAGUCCAUCGCCAAACAGAUGGGCAUGGACACUGUAUCGGCUGCUGAAGGUAUCAUUGAUCUUGUCAACGAGUCCAUGCAUGGCGCUCUUCGGUUGGUCUCUGUUGAACAAGGCUAUGAUCCAAGAGAUUUUGCCCUCGUUGCACUCGGUGGGGCUGGGCCUCUCCAUGGCAACGCUCUGGGUAAGCUGCUGGGCUCGUGGCCUGUAAUUGUUCCGCCGUCUCCUGGAGUGCUGUGCGCACAGGGCGAUGCCAUUACAAAAAUGUCUUAUGAGCAGAGCUGCACGUUCAUCCGCAAUUUUUCACAGAUUUGCGUAACGGAGCUCAAGGACACGCUACAUCGUCUCAGAGAAAGCGGUAUUUUCAAAAUGAAGGCUUCGCUUGCAAACGAUGACGCUGCACUGAAUGUCGUAUAUCAAGCCGACAUGCGAUAUAAAGGUCAGGCCAUGACGCUUGCCGUUGACAUGAAUCCUGGUGAGCUUGAUGGUUCACCAAACGUACUCGAAGCUUUGCGCAAUAGGUUUAAUAAGGCGCAUGAGAAACAAUUUGGCUUUGCGAAUGCCGAUACUGAUAUCGAAACCAUGCGCUUGCGUGCCAAAGUCAUUGAUGCUUCUGAAGAAGUGACCUUGAAGCCUAUCGAAAAAUCUGACACGUCAGAGCCAUGCGAGGAUGCAAUCAUGGCUAGACAAACCAUUACAUGCCAAGGCAAGCAAGUCGAGGCAACAUUCUGGGACCGUACAUUACUUGGUGGUGCCGGCAAAAUUAUUCGUGGUCCAGCCGUCAUCUCGGAGAUGGACUCGAAUACUUUGAUCCUGCCUGGAUACUUUGGUGAGACGGACUCCAUGGGAAAUAUCCUCAUAUGGCCUGUAGAAAAGAAGGAGUCGAAAAAAGCGGUGCAUACCAAGGAAUCCGCACAAGCACUUCUCAAAGAGCAACCCAUCAUCGCCACUCUCAUCGCUUCUGCACUUGGCUCCAUUCGAAGGGAGAUGGAUACCCUGAUGCUUCGCUGUGCGAUGAGCCCGGCUAUUCGCGAGCAGCAAGACGAGUUCAACGUCAUCACCAAUAUCAGUGGCGAAAUGCUGGUUGGCCAAUUUGGUUCUUUUAUCCCGGAAUUUCUGAACAGCUGGGAUGGUUCAAUUGAGGAAGGCGACAUUUUCAUCACCAACGACGUCUACCAGAUUGACGGUGCCGUGUCGCACCUCAAUGACCUUGUCGUUCUUCUGCCCAUAUACUACGAGCAUCGGCUCAUCGGUUGGGCUGCAAACUUUGGUCAUUUGACUGAUGUACAAGCCAAGGUCCCGGGAUCCAUGAGUAUCAAUGCCGGCACAAUCUUCGAAGACGGUCUGCAGAUUCCGAUUGUCAAGCUCUACGCAAAAGGCGUCUACAACGAGAGUCUUGCAACCGUCAUGUUCCGCAAUUCUAGGAUGCCGGAUUGGUUCCGUAGCGAUCUUAUGGCACUUGUCACUGCAUGUCGCACUGCCGCUACUCGGGUCGUGGAGCUCUGCGACCGUUAUACACCCCAAGUGUACGAGGCCGCCGCCGAUUGGCUACUGGAGCAAAACAAGAUUGCUAUCAAGACCAUGAUCGAUGAGAAACUCGGCGACCAAGUAACGAGUUUUACCGAUUUCAUCGACGAUGACGGACAAGGCGUAGGCCCAUAUGCCAUUUCUUGCUCCAUGAAGAAGGAGAAUGGCAAGCUCGUAUUUGACUGGGACGGCACAUCGCCUCAGUCCAGUACUUCGAUGAAUUUCUACCUCUCAGUCACAAUGUUCAAGAUGUUCAUUGGCUAUUAUCUUCUGGCAGUCUACGAUCCCCACGCCCUUGUCAACGACGGUUUUCACGACCUAAUCGACGUUCGGAUCCCGACCGGUUCGAUUCUUCGUCCCGUCCGCCCAGCUGCCGUCAGCUGCCGAACUCAUCUCCUUGGCCGAGUGAUGGAUAUCCUGCAGGCGCUUUUUGGCCAACAGAACCCUGAUUAUCGUUGCGCGGCUGGCUUCUCAGACUCACCACAUCUCUUUUUCUCUGGCUUCAAGCCUGAUGGUGAAUUCUUUUUGCUCUAUCAGAUUGGAUUUGGCGGCGUUCCUGCACGGCCUAUCGGAGAUGGACCUGACUGUCACUGUCUGUUUCCAGCCAUCAAGUCAAUACCGUCUGAGAGCAUCGAGCUUUAUUUUCCAGUCAUCAUCGAGGCGAACGAAGCCUUGCCAGACUCGGGAGGUGCCGGGUACUAUCGCGGUGGCAAUGCACAAAGAACGAUUUACAGAUUCUUGUGUGAGGGAGAUGUUAGCAUCCAUGACGAUAGGUGGCUGGUGAAGCCUUGGGGUGUGAAUGGUGGCAAGCCAGGGAGCAGAUCGAGGAAGGUGUUGUAUCGGAACAACAGCUACGGCACGGCGGCAGAGAAGGAAAAUACUGAGAUGUGUCACUCCAAGCAGGACUACAUACACGUCUACCCAGGAGACACUCUUGAAUGGAUAACCUGGGGCGGUGGAGGUCUUGGCGAUCCCCUUACACGUCCCCCGGAGCAAGUGGCCAAGGAAGUCCACCGCCGUCUUGUCACAGUUGAAGGGGCCAAGGCCAACUACGGCGUCAUCGUCGAUGCUCGCACAUUUGCAGUCGACGAAGCUGCCACGUCACAUCUUCGAGGAAAACAACGCGACGAGCGUGCGCACCAAGGCUAUAGCACUCAUGACACGAUAGAUCGUGGCGGCACGAUCAGCGACUUGAUGCGCACGUGUGAGUUAGAGACGGGGCUGAAGCCGCCCGUACAUCAAUGGGAAAAGAAGGUAUACGGACCACAUGCGGGGCUAGAAUACGUGAAGAAGUGGUAUGAAACAAUGCAGAUGGAGGGGCUGAAGAGAUGGGAUGAGGCGUGCGUGGGUUAA
Exserohilum turcica Et28A is the source of this 4092-nucleotide messenger RNA. RefSeq lists its product as uncharacterized. The coding region runs from base 1 to 4092 and encodes 1363 amino acids. Gene Ontology annotation, biological process: glutathione metabolic process. Gene Ontology annotation, molecular function: 5-oxoprolinase (ATP-hydrolyzing) activity. Lineage: Eukaryota; Fungi; Ascomycota; Dothideomycetes; Pleosporales; Pleosporaceae. The transcript is spliced from 5 exons. Gene Ontology annotation, cellular component: cytosol. The record is from RefSeq and is a predicted model, not a curated record.